AUGCUGCGCUUCCUGGUGUUCGCCACCCUGGUUCUGUAUGGACACAGUACCCAGGACUUUCCAGAAACCAAUGCACGCGUCGUUGGAGGAACCGAGGCCCGGAGGAACUCCUGGCCCUCUCAGGUUUCCCUCCAGUACCUGUCUGGAGGGUCAUGGUACCACACCUGUGGAGGGACCCUAGUCCGGCGGAACUGGGUGAUGACAGCUGCUCAUUGCGUGAACAACCAAAUGACCUUCCGCGUGGUGGUUGGAGACCACAGCCUGAGCCAGAACGACGGCACCGAGCAGUACGUGAGCGUGCAGAGGAUCGUGACGCACCCCAGCUGGAACAGCAACAACGUGGCUGCCGGCUAUGACAUCGCCCUGCUGCGCCUGGCCCAGAGCGUGACCCUCAACAGCUACGUCCAGCUGGGCGUGCUGCCCCGGGAGGGAACCAUCCUGACCAACAACACGCCCUGCUACAUCACAGGCUGGGGCAGGACCAAGACCAAUGGGCAGCUGGCCCAGACCCUGCAGCAGGCUUACCUGCCCAGUGUGGACUAUGCUACCUGCUCCAGCUCUUCCUACUGGGGCUCCACAGUGAAGAGGACCAUGGUGUGUGCCGGCGGAGAUGGAGUUCGCUCUGGAUGCCAGGGUGAUUCUGGGGGUCCCCUCCACUGCUUGGUGAACGGCCAGUAUUCUGUCCACGGAGUGACCAGCUUUGUGUCGUCCCUGGGCUGCAAUGUCUCUAGGAAGCCCACCGUGUUCACUCGGGUGUCUGCCUACAUCUCCUGGAUGAACAACGUCAUUGCCUCCAACUGAACAUUUUCCUGAGUCCAGUGGCUUCCCCAAGAUGGUUCUUGGAUCUGCAAUAGAGCUUGAGGUCAACAAAGAAAAAAACAUGGCUGGGGUGUAGCUCACUUGCCUAGCAUGUACAAGAGCCUAGGUUCCAACCCCACCACGGCAGUAGGGGAUGGGGCGGGGGGAAGGGGACCCCUGGCGUGUAUCUCGGUGGUCGAGGGCUUGUCUAAAUUACAAGACGUCCCGAGCUGGGUCUCCAGCACGCAGGGGGAGGGGACUGGAUUCUAAGACAUUAUUGAACUAGAUACAAAGGGCAAAUAAAACUGAAGGUUCAUGAUCA
Jaculus jaculus (lesser Egyptian jerboa) is the source of this 1120-nucleotide messenger RNA. RefSeq names its product chymotrypsin like elastase 1 (gene Cela1). Gene Ontology annotation, molecular function: serine-type endopeptidase activity. Bases 1 to 801 code for a protein of 266 amino acids. Gene Ontology annotation, biological process: proteolysis. The transcript is spliced from 8 exons. The record is from RefSeq and is a predicted model, not a curated record. NCBI's taxonomy places the organism in Eukaryota, Metazoa, Chordata, Mammalia, Rodentia, Dipodidae.